UCUUGCCAACCCCAUUCGCACUUCGCCGCCCUUUCUUUCACACCCAGCGCCGCCGCCGCCGCCGCUUUCUGGUUACCAGUGAUCGAUGCGCCUUCGAUGAUGGCGGCAUCUCAUUUGGUGAGCGCUGCCCAGUGGAUCGCAGGAGUCAUCACGGAGAAGGUCAUCGCCAGCAAGCUCAAGGAAUGGGUUUCCCAGUUCUCCGGCCUCGGCGGCGAUAUCGACGGUCUCAAGGCGCAGAUGAGCUUCGUCGAGACGGUGCUAAGCAUGGCCCAGGGGAGGCGGAUCCGGAACGCUCAUCUGACCAGCCUCCUCUCCAGUCUGCACCAGCUGCUGUACGAUGCCGACGACGCCCUCGACGAGAUCGACUACCACCGCAUCCAUCAGGAUGCGCAAAGGCGAGACCAGGUCACCAGCGUCAGCACGCCGUCGACGGUGGCCACGGCCGUACUGCAUCUGCUGAGCGCUGUGGUGAGCCACCAACCGUUGGCCUCCCCCACGUUCAGGGGCAUGUUCAUGUACCCCGGGCCUUGGGGCCGGAGGAAGCGGAGAAAGCUCGCGCACCUACCAGCUUGUGAUGCCAAUGCCUCGGGCCAGCCUGGGUUGGAGCUUGACCGGAGCGCUCUUGGGCGGCGGAUCAGAGAGGCCACAUCACAGCUGCGAGAUGUCAGCGAGCAGGUGCGCAAGGCGCUGCAGCUAGAGGAACUGGAGUCUAUCAGCCUGGCGGCUCACAGCCUGCCUGACAAUCCACGAUUAACGACCUCGUACCCCGCCGGAGAGCACAAGAUGUUCGGCAGAAAUGGCCAGAAGGACAGUAUCAUUGAGGUGCUCACCGACAUUAGAUGCUCCAGCCAGAGUAGGCUGCUGGUGCUCCCUGUCGUCGGCAAUGGCGGCAUAGGAAAGACUACUUUGCUGCAGCACGUGUACCAUGACCAGAGGGUCCGGUCCUUCUUCGACAUCAGGAUGUGGAUCUGUGUAUCCCACUGCCAUAACUUCAGCGUCCUGCGGCUGACGCGCGAGAUGCUGGAGGCCGCCACCGGUAAGAAACAGAACAGGGGAAGCAAAAACUUAGACAGCCUUCAAAAGAAUCUAGUUGAACGGUUGCAGGGGAAGAGGUUUCUCGUUGUCUUCGAUGACCUUUGGACUGUCGACGAGAAAAAAUGGGAAUUGCUAUUGGCACCAUUCAAUCAUAUCAAGGCCUCCACCAAUUGUACCAUCUUGGUGACCACCCGAGACCGCCGCGUCUCAGAGCUGAUCAGCCCAAUACCAGCGAUCAAUUUGAGUGGUCUGGACGGAGAAGCAUUCUGGGAUUGUUUUAGAGCUUACAUAUUUGAUGACGAAAAGCAUGACGGGCAUCAUCAUUUACAGCCCAUUGGAAGAGAAAUUGCCAGCAAAUUAAACGGUUAUCCAUUGGCAGCGAAAAGUGUAGGGGCGUUACUGAGGAAGGACCUGAGCAUUGAACAUUGGAGCAGAAUAUUAGAGAGCAGAGCAUGGGAAGAACAGAAUGGAACUGAUGGCAUCAUGUCUAUUCUAAGGCUUAGUUACGAGUACCUUCCAUUUCAUCUCCAGAGGUGCUUCUCCUAUUGCUCGUUGUUUCCAAAGGGCUAUCGGUUUCUUGAGAAAGAUCUGGUGCUUAUUUGGAAUUCACAAGGUUUCAUUGAAACUAAGUUUGAUAGGAAGCCAGAGGAAGUUGGUCAUGGAUAUAUGUACCAGUUGGUGAGUUUGGGAUUCUUUCAGAAGGAGGUCGAUCCAGAAAAUUGUGAGACAUGGUACCUUAUGCAUGAUAUAAUACAUGAUUUGGCAAUUAAUGUCUCUUCCAAAUUUUGCUUGACAAUCGAUCGUAUCUCCACGUUCAAUAUGCACCCAUCAGCGACCAUUCGUCAUAUGUCCAUAAUUACAGAGUCUAUGUAUCAUGAGGAAAUAUCCAGUAAUGUGGCACGCAACGAGGACAUCGAAAAGGUAGUAAUCAAGAUAGCCAGCUUGCUACAGAAGAAAUACCUGAGGUCCUUGAUGCUGUUUGGCAGAUAUGAUUCCAACUUCGCUCAUGUUUUCAAGAUGGCCUUUAGAGAAGCAACAAAUAUGCGCUCAAUAAUAAUGUCCAUGAUGCCCUAUCAUGAACAUGAAGGCUCUCUGCUGUAUGACAUAGGCCAGUGCAUUCAUCUCCGCUACAUAAAAUUCAUUUCUUAUGAUCAUGUGCAACUCCCAGAAGCCUUGAGUAGACUCUACCAUUUGCAAGUGCUGGAUGUAGGAGGAGCCACUGGUGAUCUGACAAGAAGUGUCUCUAGUGGAUACACUGAAGCAGCAACUCCACCAUGGUUGGCAAAACAUAUGUUUCUUACUUCUCUGAGAUGUCUCUAUCUCGAUAACUGCAAGGGAUGCAAAAAUCUUCCAGCAUUUUCGCUGUUUCCGGCACUUAAGAAACUGCAUUUGAUCGGCUUGCCUGAUAUUACACAGCUGCAAACUGCUUCAUUAGAGGAAGUGAUAUUAUCUGAUAUGCUAAAACUACAGAAAUGGAGUGUUUCUGAAAAGCACCAGCUAAUAGAUGAUCUACAGGUACUCGAAAUCUGCAACUGCCCCAUACUGAUAGAGUUGCCUUUACCACCUACAUGCAACUCGGAUAUAGCAAAUUACCGCCAACUCCAAAGUGCGGUGAUUAAGAAUUGCCCUUGCCUGAUGGGAUUACCACCGCUUCCUCUCGGUCCCAAAACUAAGCUGAUGGUUGAGGAUGUACGGACAUUUCCAUGUAGUCUCAUGUCCUAUAGUGCAGAUACGAAUCCAAGCUUGCUCUUAGUGGGGAAGGAUCAGCUGAGAGUUCUUGAUGGAAAGGUUACGUCAUUUCAAAAUCUAGUUUCUUUGCAGGAGCUCUCCAUUGAUACAUGUCCAAGCCUUACAACCAUCUCAUGGCAAGGAUUCCGCCAAUUUUGCAUAUUGAAGGAUCUGACAAUAUAUCGCUGCCCGAACCUACUCUCAGUGCCAAUGACAGAAACAGAGCGAAUGCUUGCUAAGGGACUUCUUCCAUCACUCCAGAGGCUCGAAAUCUGGUCAUGUGGUAUCACUGGAAAAAAUCUAUCUUGCUUAUUGUCAAAUGCACCAAAUCUGUCCUUCCUGAAGCUGAAAGAGUGUUCGCGGAUCAAAAGGUUAACCGUGCACCAACUGGCAGAUCAAGGCAGCUCAAUUUUGCUACCUGAUGGUGUAGCAGCUGAUGGUUUAUUGCAGAUCCAACCUCAUUCUGUGUCAUCACUCCAAGAGUUAUGCUUUGACAGCUGCCCAACAAUAUGUCAAAAUGGGGAGGGUCUCCGAGGACUCAUCACACUAAAAAAAUUGGAGAUAUAUGACUGCCCAAGGUUUCUUUCCUACUUAGUGUUUCAAAAUGAAGAUAUGCAUCAUGUUGAAGGUUCAUGUCUCCUUCCAUCAUCACUCCAAGUGCUCAAGAUAACCAAAGCAGAGUGGAAGUCAAUGUCCCUCAAUGGACUCACUGCCAUGGAGAAUUUAUCCAUUUGCCACAGCAAACUAGAAGCUCUUGACUUGGAAUCCUCCAAAGAAUUGAAGUACAUUCAGGUUCUUGGAUGUACAGAACUUACCUCCGUGCAAGGUCUGCAAUCUUGUGUUGAGCUCAAAAAGUUGGAGGUAAUCUACACUCCUGGGUUUUGGAGAGCUUGGGAUCUUGAGCUGCAAAGAGAGGGAGAAAGCACCGAAUUACUGUUUCCAGUGGAAGUCAUCCACACGAGCGAUAGUUCAAUACUUAGAUUGUCAAUAUGCAAGCACCUCAAUCACCUUAGGAGGUUAGAGUUUCGUUGCCUUUCCGAUAAACUGGAAACGGAGCAAGAGAAAGCACUUGAACAGCUCAUCUCUCUCAAUGAACUCCAAUUCUCCGAUUGUGAAUAUCGCUUCUCUGUACCAGAAGAACUACAUCAGCUUACAUACCUCAAGAAGUUAGAGCUGAUAAACUGUUCGACUAUUUCCUCAUUUUCAGAGAGAGGCCUGCCGCCUGGCUUGGAACAUUUGGUAAUUGUUGAUUGCAAGUAUCUCGAGUCAUUACCUGCUGGAAUGUAUGGACAUUCCUUUCUGAAGAAAUUGGAGAUAAAGUCCUGUCCACGAAUUCGGUCACUGCCAAGAGCAGGCUUGCCAGCUUCCCUUCAAGAGCUGAGGUUUGAAAAAUGCAGCAGUAAGCUGCAGCAGCAACUCCAAAGGAUGAAUAAAGCUGACAUGGUUAUAGUAUGGUCAUGAGAAGAUUUCUGUGGCAGAGAAGAUAGUAGAGCUUUUAAUUCCUCAAAGCCAUGAAGACAUUGAGCUCUUACCCUUAAGGCUGUUUUCAAGGGAGCAUAUUGGCUACGAUUUUCGUCUCUGUUGCAGCGUGAGAAUACAAAGGAGACCGUCCGUUUGGCAGGCGUUGGAAGUGGUCGCCUUGGAUAUCUUUGCUAAUAAUGAAUGGAGAAACAAUAAUAAACUUUGCUUUUAAUUUACUCCUAUCGUUUGCGUACUAUUUUCCUUUCUUAUUUGUGAUCAGCUUGAAAGCUGUGAAUUAUGUAAAAAUUUAGCUGUGUGUGGUCGUAGAGAUCGGAGACUAUUCCAUUUUCUAAAAAACCAAUGACAUGAACUCCAAUGGACCGACUA
Molecule: messenger RNA, 4611 nt
Organism: Setaria italica (foxtail millet)
Lineage: Eukaryota; Viridiplantae; Streptophyta; Magnoliopsida; Poales; Poaceae
Product: putative disease resistance protein RGA3
Exons: 2
Coding region: 97-4224 (1375 amino acids)
Biological process (GO): defense response to other organism
Molecular function (GO): ADP binding
Source: RefSeq, a predicted model, not a curated record